AUGGCGCAAUACGAGCUUCCAUUUCAACUCUCCGACCCCUCCAUCCUUCACUUCGACGCCUUCGUCAACAACACCUGGAUCAAAUCCCAAAGCAACCAACACUUUGAAGUCAUCGGUAACCCCAUCCCUACCACCCUACCCCCCCCCCGAUCUACCCAAUCUCCAACUAACAAGAAACAAACAGACCCCGGCACCUCCCUCCCCUGGGCCCUCAUCCCAACCUGCACAGCAGCCGACACCGACCACGCCGUCGUCUCCGCACACACGGCAUUCCUCAGCUUCCGACACACCACGGCGCACUACCGCUCGCAACUCCUCACAGCCUGGGACAGUCUCAUCCGGACCCACAAAACCGACCUGGCCAAAAUCAUCACGCACGAGACAGGCAAACCUCUCGCCGAAGCGCUCGGCGAAAUCGACUACGCGACGUCGUUCACGCGAUGGUUCUCAGGCGAAGCCGAGCGGGUCUCGGGCACGAUUAGUUCGGCAGCAGUGCCAGGACGGCGGGUGCUAACGAUCAAGCAGCCGAUUGGGGUAGCAGCGGCGCUAGUGCCGUGGAAUUUCCCGGUGGCUAUGGUGCUUCGGAAGGUGGCGGCGGCGAUCGCGGCGGGGUGUACGAUGGUGGUGAAGCCGUCACCGGAGAGUCCGGUGAGUGCGUUGGUUAUAGCGGGGUUAGCGAUGAAGGCGGGGUUUCCGGCGGGGGUGAUUAAUGUGUUGACGACGGAUAUGGAGAAUACGCCGUCACUGAGUGAGGCGUUGUGUCGACAUGAGUUGGUGAAGAAGGUGACGUUUACGGGGUCGACGAGGGUGGGAAAGCUGAUUGCGGGGAUUUGUGCGGAUGGGUUGAAGAAGGUGACGUUGGAACUGGGCGGGAAUUGUCCGUUUAUUGUGUUUGACGAUGCGGAUCUGGAGGAGGCGGUCAAGGCGUUGAUGAAUUUGAAGUGGAGGCAUGCUGGCCAGGCGUGUAUUACUGCAAAUCGGGUGUAUGUGCAAAGGGGGGUGUAUGAGAAGUUUGCAGCGAUGUUGAGAGAGAGGACGGAGAAGUUGGUCGUGGGCCAUGGGAUGGAGGAAGGGGUGGGGAUGGGCCCGUUGACUACGGAGAGGGGAUUAGGGAAGGCGGAGAUGCAGAUUGAGGAUGCGAGGAGGCUGGGGGCAGAGGUUAUAUUGGGUGGAGGCAGGGUGGAGGGGAAGAAGGGGUAUUUCUUCCAGCCGACGAUUCUGACGGGGAUGAAGAAGGAGAUGUUGGUUAGUCGCGAGGAGACGUUUGCGCCGGUGGCGGCGUUGUAUGCCUUUGAUACGGAGGAUGAGGCGGUGCAGUGGGCGAAUGAUACCAGUAUGGGACUGGCGAGUUAUGCGUUUACUAAGGAUGCGGAUCGCUUGUGGAGGUUGUUUGAGAAGCUGGAGGCGGGGAUGGUGGGCUUGAAUACGGGGAGUAUGUCGGCGGCGGAGGCGCCGUUUGGGGGCAUGAAGGAGAGUGGGUAUGGCAAGGAGAGUGGAAAGGAUGUGGCUGUGGAUGAGUAUUUGGUCACGAAGACAGGGACAUUGACGGUGCAAGGACAUUAUUAG
This is a messenger RNA of Aspergillus niger, 1566 nucleotides long. RefSeq lists its product as uncharacterized. The record is from RefSeq and is a predicted model, not a curated record. The transcript has 2 exons. Gene Ontology annotation, molecular function: succinate-semialdehyde dehydrogenase (NAD+) activity. Lineage: Eukaryota; Fungi; Ascomycota; Eurotiomycetes; Eurotiales; Aspergillaceae. The coding region runs from base 1 to 1566 and encodes 521 amino acids.